AUUUAGGCGGUAAAUCCUUCAAUCAAAACGAUCAAAACAUUACACAAAACAAACAGCACACAAAAGACAAGUUUAGCAAAUCCAUUUACGUUUAGACAAAUAUUUUACCAUGGACGUUACCGCUGAGACGAAGACAAAAUGUGCCGAAAGUCACAAAGUGUUUUUCCUGAAUGAUUACGUAGCCAGAAGGGGUAUGCAAUUGCUUAGUUUCCGUAAUCCAGCGACCGGACUAUGUUCCAAAUACAUUUUCCACAAAAAGUCCAACGAAUUUUUCGAAUUGCUCAAAUUCAACGAGCCAUUCCGGACGUGGUUCGUCGGCGAAAUUGUAACAGACGACGGUUGUAUUUACCUAUCGCCACCAGUCGAUCCGCUGUUCCUUCUGUUGCACUACGUCCAAAGUCAAGCUUCUGAGAAGUACGUUCCUCUUGAACACAUUUUGGUGGACGAAAAUUAUCGCGACGUGACGAUGAUUGCUGAUGCAAUCGAUAUGGAUCAACUGUUGUUGAUUGCCGACCAGAAAGGUGAUGCCCAACUCAAAGCUGUCAGGUACAAUAAGGAAAAGACCCUUCAUUGGCUAGCGUAUAAAUGCAAACUACUUCAAGACGCACUACGGCAACGAAAACUCAAUCUGGAUUCCGGUGCAAAGUCAUCAACGUUUGUCGUUAGUUCCAAGAUAAAUGAUCAACAAGACGACGACAUUCAACUGUUGGCAUUCGGAAUUCUCAGCGAUUACUUGUCGCAGGAAAUGAGCGACAGUUUGUCGGAAUAUCUGAACUUGGACGUAAUCAAAAGCAAGAAAAGAAAACAGACCAGCGACGCCGCCAUGAACAAGAACAACAAAAAAAUCAAACUUUCAAUCGUCGACGAAGACGACGAAGUAACACCGACACCAGUUCCAAUUGCAGAGAAAAAGACAUCGGCCAAGGCGAAGCAAUUGGCUAAAUCGGCGAAGGGUACCAAGAACAUCAUGUCGUUCUUCAAGGCUAAAUGAAAAACGGUUUUGUGUUCAGUCUGAUGGGUGAAUUUCAUCAAUAAAUUACAAUUAAAGACAAUGCAAGCGGCCGC
Messenger RNA from Bradysia coprophila, 1065 nucleotides. RefSeq names its product ribonuclease H2 subunit B. Gene Ontology annotation, biological process: RNA catabolic process. Gene Ontology annotation, cellular component: nucleoplasm; ribonuclease H2 complex. Lineage: Eukaryota; Metazoa; Arthropoda; Insecta; Diptera; Sciaridae. The record is from RefSeq and is a predicted model, not a curated record.